AUGCCCCCAGGAACUCUCCCUCAGGGUUCAGGCACUGGGAUCUUCCAGAGUGCUUGGCCCCCAAGGGCCGGUGCGUCACCCAGGGGUUUCUCCCAGGCUGUCGGUGCCCUGAGGGCCUUUGCCAUGUGGCGGCGCACCCAGGGGCCCUGCCAGGGUGGUGGCGCACCCAGGGCUUUACCAGGUGCCGCGGCGCCCAGAGGGUCUCUCCUAGGGGCACUGGUGCCCCCAGGACACCUCUCAGGUGGUGGCGCCCCAGGCGCCCGCGAAGAACGUCACCCCAGGGGCCCGCCAAGGUGCGUCACCUUCGGGCCUCCUGUGGCUGUCGGUGCCCCGAGGCCUUGCCAUGUGACGGCGCACCCAUGGGCCUCCUGCUACGGGGUGGUGGCGCACCCAGGGGCUUUACCAGGUGCGGUGCCCACAGGGUCUCUCCCUAGAGCACGGUGCCCAGGCCACCUCAGGUAUGGUGGCGCCUCAAGGGCCCGCCAAGGAGGAACGUCACCCCCAGGCCCGGGCUCUCCUGCGCCGGUGCCCCGCAGGGGCCUUGCCAUGGGUGGUGGCGCACCCAGGGGCUUUACCAGGUGCGUCGCCCUUAGGGGCUCUCCCGGUUCUGUCGGUGCCCCCGAGGGGACUCUGCCAUGGGUGGCGGCGCACCCAGGGGCCCCGCUGCCGGGUGGUGGCGCACCCCUGGGGCUUUACCAGUGUUCUAUAUGUGCAAAACAACUGCCCCCACACGUCAAUCCAGUGAUAGUGUCCCCUGAGGCCCUACUAUUUGCCCUACCAGGUGCGUCACCCUUAGGGGCUCUCCCCAGGGCUGUCGGUGCCCUGAGGGGCCUUGCCAUGUGUGGCGGCGCACCCAGGGGCCCUGCCAUGGGUGGUGGCGACCCAGGGGCUUUACCAGGUGCCGGGGCGCCCAGAGGGUCUCUCCUAGGGGCACCGGUGCCCCCAGGACACCUCUCAGGUGCGUCGCCCUUAGGGGCUCUCCCGGGGCUGCCGGUGCCCCGAGGGGCCUUGCCAUGGGUGGCGGCGCACCCAGGCUUUACCAGGUGCGGUGGCGUCACAGGGUCUCCUAGGGCACCGGUGCCCCCAGGACACCUCUCAGGUGUGGUGGCGGCCCUCAGGGCCUGCCAAGGGGAACGUCACCUAGCUCCGCCAAGGCAAAUGUCAGAUCUCCCCAGGGGCCCACCAAGGGGAAACGUCGCCCCCAGGAGCCUGUCAAGGGGUAACGUCGCCCUAAGGGGCUCUUCUAUAGAAGCGAUGCCACCACGGGCUCUCCUCAGGGUCAGCGGUGCCCCCAGGGGAUCUUUGAGAAGCAGUGGCGCCCCAAGAGGCAGCUGGACCCUCAGGAGCCCUCUCAGGGGCCCUACCAGAGGAGCCUCCUACCAAGAGACCUAUAGCUUUCGGUCGUGGUGUGCGUCACCCUUAGGGGCUCUCCCAGGGCUGUCGGUGCCCCGAGGGGCCUUGCCAUGGGUGGCGGCGCACCCAGGGGCCCUGCCAUGGGUGGUGGCGCACCCAGGGGCUUUACCAGGUGCCGUGGCGCCCAGAGGGUCUCUCCUAGGGGCACCGGUGCCCCCAGGACACCUCUCAGGUGUGGUGGCGCCCUCAGGGGCCCGCCAAGGAAGAAUGUCACCCCCAGGGGCCCGCCAAGGGGGGCCUCCCGGGCUGUCGGUGCCCGAGGGCUCAAGCAUGGGUGGCGACGCAAAUCCAGGGGCCCUGGCCAUGGGUGGUGGUGCACCCAGGCUUUACCAGGUGCGGUGGCGCCUACAGGGUGCUCUCCUAGGGGCACAGGUGCCCCCAGGACACCUCUCAGGGUCAGCGGUGUACCCCCAGGGAUCUUCCUUCCAGAAGCAGUGGGGCCCCCGGCAAUGGCUAGACCCCAAGGACCCUCCCAGAGGAGCCCCCGCCGAGAGAACUGGUCUCUUCUGGGGCACCGGUGCCCCAGGGGACCCCCUCAGGUGUGGUGGCACUCCAGGCCUGCCACAUGAGGAACGUCGCCCCCAGGGGCCCGCCAAGGGGACCGUCAUUCCCAGGCCCGCCGCCAAGGGGGUCUCUCCUGGGGCACCGGCAGGCCCUCAGGAACCUCUCAGGUGUGGUGGCGCCGGCCCGCCCAAGGAGGAACGUCACCCCCAGGGGCCCGCCAGGGGACCGUCGCACCAGGGGCCCGCCAGGUUAACGUCGCCCCAAGGGGCUCUUCUUCUUAGGGAAGGACGCCCCAGGGCUCUCCCUCAGAGUCAGCGGUGCCACCCCCAGGGGAUCUUCCAGAAGCAGUGGGCCUCCAAGGGCCGGCGAAAUCUCAUGUUUCCCAGGGCCCUCCCAGAGGAGCCCCUGGCAGCCAAGAGAACUAUAGCUUUGCGUCGUGGUGUCGCCCUUAGGGGCCUCCUGGCCAAUGGUGCACCCGAGGCCUCGCCAUGGGUGGCGGCGCACCCAGCGGCCCUGCCAUGGGUGGUGGCGCACCCAGGGGCUUUACCAGGUGCGGUGUAUGCCCACAGGGUCUCUCCUAGGGGCACCGGUGCCCCCAGGACACCUCCUCAGGUGGUGGCGCCCCUCAGGCCCGCAAAGGAAGAACGUCACCCCAGGGCCCGCCAAGGCAACGUCAGAUACCCCCAGGGCCCACCACAAGGCAACGUCGGUUCCCCAGGCCCGCCAAGGGGUAACGUCGCCCCAAGGCCCCUUCUUAGGGAAGCGAUGCCCCCAGGAACUCUCCCUCAGGGUCAGCGGGUCUCCUUGGGGCACCGGUACAUUCCCCAGGACCUCUCAGGUGUGGUGGCACACACCCCAGGGCCCGCCAAGGAGGAACGUCACCCCAGGCCCGCCAAGGGGGACCGUCAGUUCCCCCAGCCCGCUAAGGUAACGUCGCCCCAAGGGGCCCUUCUUAGGGAACUGAUGAUUCCCCAGGGCUCUCCCUCAGGGUCAGCGGUGCCCCCAGGGGAUCUUCCAGAAGCAGUGGGGCCCCAAGGGCCGUGUUCUAAAUGUGCAAAAACAACUGCCCCACGCCAAUCCAGUGAUAAAGUGCCCCCUGUGCCCUACUAUUUGCCCUACCACAGGUGCGUCGCCCUUAGGGGCUCUCCACAGGGUCAGCGGUGCCCCCAGGAGAUCUUCCAGGAAGCAGUGGCCCAAGAGGCAGCUGGACCCUCAGGAGCCCCUCUCAGGGGCCCUGCACCAGAGGAGCCUUACCAAGAGAGACCUAUAUAG
Messenger RNA from Homarus americanus (American lobster), 3189 nucleotides. Its product is annotated as collagen alpha-1(I) chain-like. The record is from RefSeq and is a predicted model, not a curated record. The transcript has 16 exons. The coding region runs from base 1 to 3189 and encodes 1062 amino acids. Lineage: Eukaryota; Metazoa; Arthropoda; Malacostraca; Decapoda; Nephropidae.